CCAAAUAGAGUCUUUAAUCUUUAUAAAUAGCCUCAUUCUUUCAAACAAAUACACCAUCCCUUCAUUCAUACCUAACUUAUCAUUCAUCUUUAUUAGCUUAAUUUGAAAAUGAAGGAUAAGUUCUAUGGCUCCAUUCUUCAGAGCGAAGCCCUGGCUAAGUAUAUUCUGGAAACAAGUGCCUAUCCUAGAGAGCACGAACAACUCAAAGAGAUAAGGAAUGCUACCGUCGAUAAAUAUAAAUUUUGGAGUCUUAUGAAUGUGCCGGCUGAUGAGGGCCUGUUUAUUUCUAUGCUUUUGAAAAUUAUGAAUGCGAAGAAGACUAUCGAAGUCGGAGUUUUUACCGGUUAUUCGCUUCUCUCCACAGCUCUAGCUCUUCCCGAUGACGGCAAGAUAACCGCGAUCGACCCGGAUCGGGAAGCCUACGAAAUUGGAUUGCCAUUUAUUGAAAAGGCAAACAUGGCUCACAAAAUUGAGUUCAUCCAGUCGGAUGCUUUGAGUGUCAUGAAGGAACUCCUCUCCAAGGGUGAGGAAGGGACAUUUGAUUAUGCAUUUGUUGAUGCGGACAAAGAGAACUACAUCAACUACCACGAACAACUGCUGAAGCUGGUUAAGGUAGGAGGAAUUAUAGCCUACGACAACACGUUGUGGUCCGGCACCGUCGUCGCGGCGGAGGAAGACGAGAUGGAUGACUUCUUGAGGGGUUGCAAAGAUCAUAUCAUUGCUCUCAACUCAUUUCUAGCUGCGGAUUCUCGCAUUGAAUUGGCCCAACUUUCAAUCGGAGAUGGCCUCACUUUGUGCAGGCGUCUCAUCUGAUUAUUUCCCCUCCUUUUUAUUUAAAUAUUUACAUCAUAUGCAACUCUAAUUUUAUCUCGCCUUUUUUAUAUCUCUAUCUCUAUACAAAGGUUUCAUUUCUUUGGAACUUUUACCAAUGUAAUUUGUUUUUUUAAAGAAACGUGACUCCUUCGAUUA
This is a messenger RNA of Salvia hispanica, 969 nucleotides long. RefSeq names its product flavonoid 3',5'-methyltransferase-like. Gene Ontology annotation, molecular function: O-methyltransferase activity; S-adenosylmethionine-dependent methyltransferase activity. The record is from RefSeq and is a predicted model, not a curated record. Lineage: Eukaryota; Viridiplantae; Streptophyta; Magnoliopsida; Lamiales; Lamiaceae.